GUUCUGCAAGACAUUGCAAUAGCUAUGCAUGCAAAUGCAUUUCUACAAUACAGCUGAAAUGUAUAGCCAAUUUAUUUUUAGCUAGUGCUCAUCUGCAUCUGAGUCAAUAUGAUCCCAUAUUAGCAAUAGCUAGUGUUGUUCAGUUCAACAAUUGUAUCAGUUUCCGUCAAGGGUGGCCAUUGGCCAGUGUUAACAUCUGUCAUACAAUAUAUAUGUUUCUGCUUGGAACCAUAAACGUUUAAACUAUGUUUUCCCCCCAAUUCUUCACUACAUCAAUGUCAUUGUGAAAUAGCUUUGUGGCUUCAUACAGGCUAACAAUGCAUAACAAUGGAAGACAAGAAUGUCCAUGCCUUAUGGAGGGAUCCCAGCCAUAUCCUCUCAAAAGAUUGUUACAAGAACAAGUCUAAUUUGUGCUAAUGGUGUUUGACUGCAGACAGCAAGACCUUCAGAGAGAUUCAGAUCAACUUUAUUACCCCACCAGGGGGAAAUACAUUUGGUCAUGUGCUUAAAAAGACGGUGUAUAUAAAGCAUGAAAACACAGAAAAGACACAAAAUAAUUCAUUCAAAGUGGUAUAGCUACACAUUUGAAAGUGAAAGUGCAAUAUGCUGCAUACUCGAGGGACCCACAGACUAUUAUACACCGUAAUGGCUGUUUGGAGUAAAAGAGUCCCCAUAUCUAUGGAUUUUGAGUGAAGGGGUUGAGUACUGUCCUGUAAAAUACUUUCACGUUUUAGGAGGAUGAGUUUUGUGUAGAGGUCGACCGAUUAAUCGGCAUGGCCGAUUUUAAUUAGGGCGGAUUUCAAGUUUUCAUAACAAUCUUUAAUCUGCAUUUUUGGACGCUGAUUAUGGCCGAUUACAAUCCACGAGGAGACUGCGUGGCAGGCUGGCCACCUGUUACGCGAGUGCAGCAAGGAGCCAAGUGAACAUCAUGGGCGGUUGAGAAACACACCCUUGACAUAUCUUUUGUGAGGAGCACAGAAGGCUAGUUAGACUAGGCUAUAUUCCAGACCAGACCCCUCAGCCGCAGUCCAGAAGCUUCUGCAGCCAUGGCUGAGGAGGACUAUGGCUGCUUUGUGGACUGGACCCAAAUGGGGGACAUGGCCAAGAGCAAUGGCACCUCCAAAUUGGAUGUUAAGGACCCCGUGGAGCUCAAAAAGCUGGCCAGGCAGGGCCACUGGUCCAAGAACCACAAGCUCCGUGCCCAGGUCUACCAGCAACUCGUUAAGGCAAUCCCCUGUCGAACCGUGACACCCGACGCCGAGGUCUACCGCGACCUCAUGGGCGACGACACAGGUAAAAAAGCCUUGUCCUCCAUCCCACUGCCAGACUUUGUGGACGGCAGCGCUGUGCCGCACUACUGCCUCAAGGCAGACGCAGUGACCGCCGUCCACCGGGUCAUCUCCUGUCUGGCGGAACAGUUCCCGGACAUCUCGCACUGCCCGGCGCUGCCCGCGAUGACAGCCCUCCUGCUGCACUUCAGUGUCAACGAGGCCCAGUGCUUCGAGCACGUCAGCCGUCUGCUGGCCUGCAAUGAGCCGGGCCAACGCUUUGUAGACCAGACCUUCCUGGCCUAUGAGUCCAGCUUCAUGACCUUUGGCGACCUGGCCAACAAGUAUUGCCCGGCAGCCCACAAGCUCAUAGUGGCUACAGUGCAGGACGUGGUGGAGGUGUACUCGGACUGGCAGCGCUGGGUGCUAGGUGACCUGCCCUUCAGCCACGUGGCAAGGGUCCUAGACGUCUUCCUGGUGGAAGGAUACAAGGUGUUGUACCGCGUUGCCCUGGCCCUGCUCAAGUUCUACCGCAAGCAGAAGGCCAGGGAUGGAACACAGCAAUCAGAGGGCCAGAAACAGGACUCUGCAGGGGUCAAGGCUGAGAUCCAGGCUUUCGUCAAGGCCAUCAGCUCCUACAUCACCCCGGACAAGCUGCUGGAGAAGGCCUUCUCUAUCCGCUUGUUCAGUCGCAAAGAGAUCACCCUCCUGCAGCUCACCAACGAGAAAUCGCUGCAGCAGAAGGGCAUCACCGUCAAACAGAAGAGGCGGAACGUGCAGCUGGCUCUGAACCCGGACACCUUCUCCUCGGAGGUAGUCAGCGCCAAGGAGAUGAAGGACAUCUGGUCGUGGAUCCCCGAGCGCUUCGCCCUAUGCGAACCGCAGCUCCUCUUCACCACCUCGACCCAUGGCUGCAGCCUCAACAGGUUCUACGCUCAUGUCGAAGGCCAUGAGCCCACUCUGCUACUCAUCCGGACCUGCGAAGCUGACGUAUGUGGAGCCUUCCUCUCUACAGAUUGGGAGGAGCGCAAGCGAGGCGGGAACAAACUUGGCUUCUUUGGGACUGGAGAAUGUUUCGUCUUCAGGCUGAAGCCGGAGAUGGAGAGGUAUGAGUGGGUGGUGAUCCGUCACCCGGAGCUGGCCUCCACCAUCAAGGCCCAGAGCAGCGAGGUCCCUGCCGAGGACGAGGCUCCCCCCGGCAAGCAGAACUCGGGAGGCGACAGCCUUCCCGUGGAGAGGCCAGCCGCUGACCCAUCUGAUCGCCUGUCGCCCUUCCUCUCAGCCCGACACUUCCAUCUCAACCCCAGGAACACCUCCAUGUUCAUGGCGGGCAACUUUGACUCCAUCAUAGUGGGGGGAGGCGAGGGCAACGCGCUGUACAUCGACAGUGAGCUAAACCACGGACGCACAGCCCGCUGCACCACCUUUGACAACCCGCCGCUCUGCUCCACCGAGAGCUUCCAGGUGGCCCUGCUGGAGGUGUGGGGCUUCAAGGACACCAUGGCCUCAGAUAGAUAAGACAGACACACACACACACGGACACACAGUUCGAGAUACACACAUCCCACCAAGGGCCUGAUGAAGGUACCUGCAGUAUCAGAACAAACCCCUUUCCGUCCAGCAAAUUAAUUUAUCCAUUGAAUUCUACAUAAAUGUGAAAUAUUUUUAUUUAUUCAUGUGAAACAAGUAUCAUAUUCUGAAAGUAUUUUUAUUUGUGAUUCUUUUUUUUACAGAUGUUUUAUUACAUUGUAUUAAUAUUUUUGUUGACUCUCAUUCGGAGGGGUUUGAUGGCGAAAAGCAGCUCUGUUGUUAAAAAGGCCUUGUCUAGAAUGAUCAAAUGUCAUGAUUUUACACACUCAAGUAACUUAAUUUCUGUAUUCACUUUAUAUCCACUCCUUAAUGUGUGCAAUCUGGUUAUGCACCAAACCAACCGCCAAAAUGGUGGUAAGUAGGCCUAUAAGGCCUGUAUUCACUAUAUCGAACAUAUGCAGUCUACCCAGCUGUCAGAACUGGGGUCUAUUCAAAUGAAUUGUACAACGUGAAGUGUGGCUGUUGUGUGCGGCCAUAUUCUCACCAGAUGUACUCUUAGCUCUGAGCACAGCAGUACAUAAGAGAGGCCCCUUUGUAAAGUAUGUGAAUAUUGUUCUUUGAAUGUGUUUUAUUGAUAGUGUGAAAGGGUUAUCAGGUGAGAUGAAGACCAUAUCCACGUCCCUCGUCAUUUAGAUGCACAAUCUGUGGUAAAGCUAUCUGUGUAAGUAAUGCAGUAUUCAUCUGUCUUUCUCUAGCCGUCCUACAAACAAUAUCAUCCCCAAAAAAUUGCAGAAUAUGUACGUUCUUGUGCAGAGACUCAACUGUAUAUCAUUGAAUAUCUGUUGUAUUGGAAGAAAGUCCUCCAGUGAAGUAUUGAUUGACAAAUUACAGAUCAUCCGACUUCAACUGUACAUGUGAAAGUAAUACACUUUUAAAACAAGUGA
Messenger RNA from Salvelinus fontinalis (brook trout), 3742 nucleotides. RefSeq names its product TBC1 domain family member 24-like. Lineage: Eukaryota; Metazoa; Chordata; Actinopteri; Salmoniformes; Salmonidae. The transcript has 7 exons. Bases 1047 to 2786 code for a protein of 579 amino acids. The record is from RefSeq and is a predicted model, not a curated record.